AACGGAUACAACAGCAGCAGCAGCAACAACAACAACAACAGCCAGGUUUCCAGCAGUAUCCCCCUUUUCAACCGCAGCAACCAGGUAUUGCUCAGCAAUACCAACAGCAGAUUCUUCAACCAUGGCUAAAUCCCCAACAGCAACAACUAAAUAUCCAACAGCAAGGAUUCCCACCACAGCAGCCGGCACAGCAGCCAGGUUUCAUACCGCAACAGCCAUGGAUGCCACCACAGCAACCAGCCGCCCCGCAACAACCGCCUUUCCAGCAGCAGGGACCUAUCGGAUAUCCGCACCAACCCGCACAACAACCAGGCCCACCGGCCCCCGACGAUGACGACGACGACGAUGAUGACGAUGAUGAUGAUAUCCGGGGUCAAGACGCUGUGCGAUGGCCUAGAGGAAUGAAACCAAAGACGCAUGAUAUCCAGGGCAACCAAAUUAUAAAAUGCUCGAGUUGUACCCAAUGGGGUCAUGCCUGUGACGCCAACCCCUCGGUUCCACCAGGUAUGGGCUGCACCGCUUGUCGAAAGCUCGACGUAGAGUGUAAAUGGGGAAGCACGCGCUUACAACCAAGACCGGACGGGUUGACCCAGCCCCUAUGCUGCGAUCAAUGUGCGAAUUCGGGCAUCCACCAAUGUUCCUGGCGCUCGGCAGGGCCUGGUAGGCUCUACACUUGUCAACAAUGCGUAGCUGUAGGUUACCAGUGCACGAUAGGCGGAAGUGACAUCAGAUUCGUUGAUAGCAGUCUGGGGCAAGUAAGCCAUCAUACGUUAACGAAGAACCUUGCAUUCCAGAGCGGCCGUCCGCCGCACCAGGUUGAAAAACAGCCUAACCAAGUCGACAAGUUUUAUCCUCAAAGGCCCCGAAGCGCAAGUCCCCCACGGGAACGUUCUAAAAAAGCUCCACCCAAAGGGAAUUCUUCGGCUGCCGCUAUAGUCCCUCAAGAGCCAGCAGUAUGCCUAACGUGUCAUAAUCGUUGCGACAGGCACUUAUUAAAGGGAACUUCGAGAUUGUGUAAUGCCCAACCGAAUUCGAACCCCCCUCUAAGCUGUACCCGUUGUUCGAGAUGGGGAUUGGUUUGCGUCUUCGGAACGGGUAACGAUCGGAAGAUACUUAACUCACGUCAGGAAAAGCGUAAGUUCCCCGAUGAAAUACCCUCAAAGUGCGCCAACUGCACUUUAAAGGGCAGAAAUUGUGACAGAAAGAGGCCGUGCGAUAGUUGUGUCAUGAACAAUGAGCCUUGUGAAGGAGAGGGCAAGAACUGCUUCUUUCGGGGUGUACCGGGCGAGGAUGGGCCCCUCUAUUAUAUGAAGCUUGGUUAUGGACCAAAUGGAGUUAAUGACCCCCCCGGGGCAAAAGCUCCUCGACCGUUGAUGCCAGAAGGCUACCAUCUCCAGUACCUUAAUUUACUUGGACAGGAGUUGGUACAGCCAGCACCAUUUCCGAACCAGGGUAUUCUUCAGGGCGGUCCACAGAAUCCCCCCCAAGGCAUCCCUCAGAGUCAGAACAGUCCUCACAACGUUCCUCAAGGUAUCCCUCAAUAUCAGGGCGGUCCUCAGAAUAUUACCCAGGGCACCCCCCAGAAUCAGAAUCUUCAGUCCCUCCAACCUGGUACUCUUCAGGGCGGUUUUCAGAAUAUCCUCCCAAACAGUCCCCAGAAUUUGAAUGUGCCCUCCCCUCAAUCCACUGCCGGUUCUAUCACCCCCCAACCUGCCGAUUAUGGGAACCAUGGGCCUCCAAGAGCAAAAUCUCCUGUGUAUUUUGCCCCGAUUGAUCCUCAACUUCAAUUCACUGACCCUGAGUUACUCGAUCCCCGCCUAUGGGUUUCGGAACAGGACAAUGACGUCCAGAUGGGCGGGACUGAUGGAGCGGCUCAAGCGCCUGUUCAACAACAACAACAAGAAGUAAAUCCGCUUGACUUGCUGAAGCAGCCGACGGCAGUGGAAUUGGCGGCACAUGGAAUGCUGAAAUUUAGUGACCCUGGGGAUCAGGCGUUGAUUCCGAAUGUUUCCCGGACGUAUGGGGCACCACCGCCUCCAGGACCUCUAGAACAACCGCAAGCAGGAUACUACCAUCCGACGGAUGGAGACCAGAACGUGGGUUCACCAUCUCCAACAGUCUUUCAUCCCCAAAUCGGGCAGCCCUCGGAAGAGGCUCCUACCAGCCCUUCGCAUGGUACGAAUAUUGGUUCUCCUAGCUGGUCAGGAGAUAACUGGGCUGGGAUGGUGAACUAUUUUUAGGUGGUUACCGUACUUAAGAGAGUAGGUACUGUAUACGCCCUGCCACCUACCUAAACUCGUAGGGGGAGAUAUCCCGCGUAGAUGAGUAGGUUAAUAUAGUUUUACUCCGUAACGUAAACGGAUUCAUUUUGGACGGCGUUAGGGGCAAUGGUUAGCGUCUGUUUAGAUUAGUAUACUACUUAAGCAACAAAGGUAUUAUUCCAG
Molecule: messenger RNA, 2444 nt
Organism: Hypoxylon trugodes
Lineage: Eukaryota; Fungi; Ascomycota; Sordariomycetes; Xylariales; Hypoxylaceae
Exons: 1
Coding region: 222-2240 (672 amino acids)
Source: RefSeq, a predicted model, not a curated record